GAGACCCUGAGGCCAUAAGGGAAACUGAGGCGUGCACACAGGUGUCCAUGGCGGGCUGGGUGCUGUGCAUGACGCUGGUGCUGGCAGCGCUGGCAGGGGCGGAGGGUGAGACACGCUACGAGAAGUUCCUGCGGCAGCACGUGGACAGCCCGCGGACAUCCACGUUGGCGGCGCACCGCUACUGCGAGACCAUGCUGGCACGGCGCCGGGUGAUCGGCCCGGGCAGGCCCUGCAAGCCCUCCAACACCUUCGUGCAUGCCCCGCCUGCCGAGCUGGUGGCCGCCUGCUCGCAGGCGCCCGACCCCGCGACGGGCUUCCAGAGCACUCCGAGCGCGCUGAGCCUGACCAUGUGCCGCCUGCGCGGCGGGGACACGCGGCCACCGUGCAACUACCGUGCCCGCCAGGCCCAGCAGCACGUGCGCGUGGCCUGCCGCGACGGGCUGCCCGUGCACCUGGCCGGCACCUACACGGCCCCGUAGUGAGGCCUGCCGUGGUGGUCUCAUGGGCCCUCCGUGCCAUCAGGGGCUCUGUUUGUGCUGCCCCGCAGUGAGGCCUGCCACAGCGCUCCCAUGGGCCCUCAUGGAUCCUCCUGCCCGUCAGGGGCUCUGUUCGUGCUGCCAAUAAAGGAGGUGUCACAG
This is a messenger RNA of Zonotrichia leucophrys gambelii, 638 nucleotides long. Its product is annotated as ribonuclease CL2-like. Bases 48 to 479 code for a protein of 143 amino acids. Gene Ontology annotation, biological process: defense response to Gram-positive bacterium. Gene Ontology annotation, molecular function: nucleic acid binding; RNA nuclease activity. Lineage: Eukaryota; Metazoa; Chordata; Aves; Passeriformes; Passerellidae. The record is from RefSeq and is a predicted model, not a curated record. The transcript is spliced from 2 exons.